Peronospora farinosa is the source of this 285-nucleotide messenger RNA. The record is from the annotation of a GenBank genome assembly. NCBI's taxonomy places the organism in Eukaryota, Oomycota, Peronosporomycetes, Peronosporales, Peronosporaceae.
AUGACUACAGGAUCAACUAGUGCGUUAGCAAACAAGAAACCCGCUCCAACAGCAUCAGCUGAAGGUGCAGCAGCCAGUGGAUUACGUAAUCGACGUCCGGUGGCUGCAGCCCGUUCGGGUCAAAAUACAGGCCGUGGAAUGGGUGGAAGUACAGCUGGGAUUCUACGCUUUUAUACGGAUGAUUCUCCUGGUCUUAAGAUUGGACCGACGACGGUCUUAGUGAGUUGUCUCACAUUUGUGGGCUUUGUCGUGCUUUUGCAUGUCUGGGGCAAGUUUCGUGGCUAG